GCUGAUUCUAGUGAAGCCAGACUUAGCAUGUGCUCCAAAGGACACUGCUGAUUAAACACUCAACAAGCAAACAUGCGGUUCAUUUGGCUGGGUUGUUUAGUUUUAACAACUGCCUACAUGGUACUGUCCCACAAAGGGAUUCAGGUCAAAUGUGGCAAAGAAUCACUCAUAGUCAAAUGGAGGGUUCAGGAAAGCCUGGAGGAAACGCCCUCCAAACUUCUCCUGGGCGACUGCUUUCCUUCGAAGUUCUCACCGAGGGACGAUGGAGGAGGGGAGGCAGUUUUCCACUACCAUUUCUCCGACUGCCUUUUCAGACAAACGGAAACACCUGAGGAGGUGAUUUAUGAAAAUGAACUGAUCUAUAGGCCGUUGAAGUCGCAUUUUGCUCUCAAUGUCUACCCUAUCAAGUGUGUUUUGGCAAGGUCUUUUUCUAUUGCAAAGCCCACUUUUGGAGUUCUACAAGGACAAGGAGACUUGACGUUCCAUAUGGGUCUUCUGAAGGAGGAUUUAAGUGGCCCGGCAUUAUCAAACGCCUUUCCUCUCGGCUCAUUUGUUAACAUUUGGGCUUCGGUAGAACAGCAAGCCCACCAGCCCCUUAUGCUAUAUAUGGAAGAAUGUGUUGCAUCGAACACUUUGGCACUCGGACCCCAGUCGUGGAUAUAUCCAAUAAUUACUAACAAAGGAUGUCUUGUGGACGGAAAGACCGGGUCAUCUAGUUUCUUGCCGAGAAAUGAGUCAUCUUCGCUUGUGCUUCAGCUACAAACGUUGAAAUUUGCGGCAGAACAAGAAGUAUAUAUCCAUUGCAAACUAGCAGUAUGGGACCCGGAAGAUAUAAAUGAAGAAAACAAGGCUUGCAAUUACAACAAAUAUUUUGAAAGUUGGGAGCUUUUGGAUGACACUUUGCAAAACGAUCUAUGCCAAUGCUGCGACUAUAACUGCAACCAACAGAUGACCCCAAAUUCACACUCUGGCCCAGCUCAAGAUGCCGUCUUGGGACCGCUGCUUUUAACAUCAGCAUCUUUCUGACUUUUGGAAACAGGUACUGCCUGGUUGCGUAAUGAGGACCGAGCUUCUCUUCAGCGUCAUGUUAUGAUUGCUUGGUAACUGGGGGAUGAAAAUAAAGAGCUAUUCUGCCACA
Silurus meridionalis is the source of this 1138-nucleotide messenger RNA. It is a transcript of the gene zp3f.2, whose product is annotated as zona pellucida glycoprotein 3f, tandem duplicate 2. Lineage: Eukaryota; Metazoa; Chordata; Actinopteri; Siluriformes; Siluridae. Gene Ontology annotation, cellular component: extracellular matrix. Gene Ontology annotation, molecular function: acrosin binding. Bases 73 to 1026 code for a protein of 317 amino acids. Gene Ontology annotation, biological process: positive regulation of acrosome reaction; egg coat formation; binding of sperm to zona pellucida. The transcript is spliced from 10 exons. The record is from RefSeq and is a predicted model, not a curated record.